CUAGAAGUACUACAAUUUAAAUCCAUUGUGCUCCUGGAGCUCGGUUACUAAACCUGCACGGCUGCACCUUACGGUUUAACCCCCUUGCUCUCUUCAAGAACAAAAGGUCGGUGCGGCAACGCGAGGUCCUUAGGAAUGAGCAGCACCAUGUUAACGAGGCCACCGUUAGCCGGACCCGAGGCUGGAGUUGCAAACGAUUUCUCGCCAUCGUUGGUCAAUUCCUACGGAAUCACUUUCGUCGCUGGCCGACUAGCUCGGCAUCUGCAGCCUGGCCACCCGUCUGACCCUGUUGAAUUCUUCAACCUCUGCCUCUCCCUCUCGAGAUUUGAUGAAAUUCACUUUGACAGAGGUAUUGAUUAUGCACUUGCCCGUAACCAAAUUCCCAUGAACGCUCAAGAUUUGCCUAAAUUAUUGAAACAGAUAUGUCAACAGAAAAAUAAUAAUUUCUUACAAGCAGCUAUUAUGGUUCUGAUGAUAUCCGUAAAGCAUGCUUGCAACCUUGAAUGGUUCAGCCCGAAAGACAAUAAAGAUCUUUUGGCUAUUUUUGAUGAGAUGGGGAAGAGCUACUGUAGUACCAGGGAUGUUGAUGCUGGAUCUAGUCAUUACCAGUCCUCAAUCUCAACAAUAAUGGAAAGGUUUUAUCCAAAAUUGAAAAUGGGGCUGAUACUUGCAUCACUUGAAGUCAAGCCUGGAUAUGGAGCUUUUGCAGCUGAUUUCCAUAUUCCAAAGAGUACAGCGCCUCUGCAAGAUAAAAUUUGGUUAUUUGUAGCACAUAUAGAUAACUUAGAGACGUCUGCAUGCCUCAUAACUCCUCAACGAGUCAGCUUUCUUCUCAAUGGAAAGGGCGUAGGCAGAAGGACUAAUGUCUUGGAGCCCGAACCACAAAUGCCAACAAAUGUGACUGGUAUGCUUAAAUAUGGAACGAAUCUUCUUCAGGUUGUUGGCCAAUUUUAUGGUCAUUAUCUAGUUCUUGUUGCCUUUAUGAGCCACAAAUCUUUGCCGGAGAAUGCAGUUAUUCCAGAUUAUGUUCCGCCUGCUGUUACCUCACUCGAUUCAGAUUCUGAUAUAAUGGAGGGUGCAUCACAAAUUUCACUUACUUGUCCCAUAAGCUUUACACGUAUCAAGACUCCUGUAAAGGGACGCUCAUGCAAACAUUUCCAGUGUUUUGAUUUUGAUAACUUCAUCAACAUAAAUUCAAGGAGGCCGUCCUGGCGCUGCCCUCAUUGCAGUCAAUAUGUCUGUUAUCCAGAUAUUUGCCUUGAUCGGAAUAUGGUUGAGAUCCUUAAAAAUGUGGGUGACAAUGUUGCGGAGGUGCUCAUAAGUGCUGAUGGGUCUUGGAAAGCAGUUUUCAGAGAUGAUGCUGAUGUGGAUAAAAUGCAGAAUGAUGCCCGCAAUUCUGGAAAGGAAGCGGCUGAGCCAAAAGAAUGUCCUAGCUUCCCUGGGGCUCUUCCGGAUGUUUUGGACCUCACCAAUGAUGAUGACAUGGAGAUAUUGGAUGCUGGUGAAACCACCGACAUAAAGCCUCACCUGGCAGAUCUUCAAACUCAACCUACCACCUCAAUUUUGGCUACAUCGGGUUUGAACUCUGCUGGAGUGAAUCAAGAUGUUGCUGCUCAAGCGGAAGAUGACUUUUGGCCUGGAGUUCACCUUACUUCUGGUGGGUCAGAUCCUCCAACAAUUGUUGGCAACUGUGCGCACCCUAUUCUAACUGAUGCCAUUGCUCAAGCAACUAAUCAAGAAGCCGUGGAUCAUGGCAUCACCCUUACUUCUAACCUGAGUCUGCAAAAUCAGUUUACUGCGCCAAACAAUUUCCAAAUGCAGCAGUCAAACUAUUUGAAUACAGCUGUCUUAGAGAAUGGAAGGUCGCAACAAAUACCAAGACAUGUUAAUAGGAAUCCAGUAGCAGUUCAGGCACUCCCAGCACAAUGCCAGGCAUUGGGACCACAGCAAAGAUCAAGAACUAAUUUGAGUCCCUUGAUACCUGGUAGUUCCACUGUUGCUCCUCAUGUUUCUGGGUCCAGCCCAGCCAAUGGUUUCAGUCCUAUAGUGAGUGAUACAGAAAGGCGGCAGCACUUCUCCCGACCCACUGUGAAUCUUCCUCAGGUUGUGGGAGCAACUGUAUCUAUAUCGCAGCAUCACUCUCCAACACAGAACCGAGCCCCACAGAUGGCUAAUGCUUCAGUACCAAGUCAACCACCAAAUCCAUACGCCGCAUCCAGCUUGUUGCGUCAUUUUCAAAAUGCACACCUACAGCAAGCCCUCAAUCCAAGGAGUCGAUCAAUUGGUCAGUCAUCAAGUGCUGUAGACUCCAAUCGAUCUCCUAUUCCAUUGGGCCGUUCACAAUCUGGCAUUACUCCGGUGAAUGGCCAACCAGCCAGGGAUAUGAAUGCAGGGCGGAUGAUAAGACCGCCAGCACCCUUGCCAAUUCAAAACCAAAGUCAAAGAGACCAGAGUGGAAACGUGAGAGGACCAGUACAGUCAAUGCCUAUGCCUGAUGGUUCAUUCAAUUUGCAGUCAGAGUCCGAUUGGAGGCCCACAGGUCGAAUGCGUGGUAGUCUUACUGGUCGGCAAUAUCCUGAUGCAGUUAGACAGCUUAUAAUUCAGCCAACUCAAUCAACGCAAAGUGUAAGGCCGCUAGGCCCUCUGUCAGUCCGACCAAGCAGUGUUUUGCACCAACCCGGUAGUGCCCAUGGCAUAUGAAAAAUGCGGGUAAUUAUCCUCAAACGAGUUAAUAUUUUAUGCUAUUUCCGUUUAAUCUGACGUGCAGUGUACACGAGGCCAGCUAUUUUUUUUUUUUUAUUCAGUAUGUUGUACAGUCUUUUUGGGCCAAUAUGGUUGUUUAAAGGUGAACAUACUCUCCAUAAGAACUGCAAUUGGAAAUAUCAAAUUCUAACAGUAGGCUUCGAAGGAACAAGGGGUUAUAGUCAAGAUGUCUUCCCCCCCCCCCCCCCUUUUGAAAACCAAAACAGUCAAGAUAUCAAUAUCUCAAUAUGGAUGUUAUACUAUUCAUAAGUUAAUGUUUAAACUUUAUCAAGCGCACCCAGCACAUAUUUGCAACA
Neltuma alba is the source of this 3059-nucleotide messenger RNA. Its product is annotated as E4 SUMO-protein ligase PIAL2. Gene Ontology annotation, cellular component: chromatin. The coding region runs from base 136 to 2700 and encodes 854 amino acids. The record is from RefSeq and is a predicted model, not a curated record. Gene Ontology annotation, biological process: protein sumoylation. The transcript has 16 exons. Lineage: Eukaryota; Viridiplantae; Streptophyta; Magnoliopsida; Fabales; Fabaceae. Gene Ontology annotation, molecular function: zinc ion binding; SUMO ligase activity.